Tricharina praecox is the source of this 1577-nucleotide messenger RNA. RefSeq names its product P-loop containing nucleoside triphosphate hydrolase protein. Bases 247 to 1446 code for a protein of 399 amino acids. The transcript has 4 exons. Gene Ontology annotation, molecular function: GTP binding; ATP binding; ATP hydrolysis activity. Lineage: Eukaryota; Fungi; Ascomycota; Pezizomycetes; Pezizales; Pyronemataceae. Gene Ontology annotation, cellular component: cytoplasm. The record is from RefSeq and is a predicted model, not a curated record.
CUUCGAAUACAGAUCGAAUCGGUUCCUCACAGGCUUCUACGCCCUCUCCAUGAGCCUAUUCCCUUCCUUCCGCACAACCGUGAUAAAAACAUAAAAUUCUGCUCAAAAUGGCCCCCACGUACCCCACACCCGGGUAACGGGCACCCUAAACAGCCCACUUUUCAGAGCUCUCUCGUCCUUAUCCCAACCAACUCCAUCCUUCCGUCUCUUCUUGAUUUGCCUCGUACUGUCUUCAUUCUCGCCGCAAUGCCUCCCAAGAAAGCCCUCGUUGAAGCCGCCAAUGUCAUCCGCUUCGGGCGGAUGAAGAACCACCUGAAGAUGGGAGUGGUUGGACUGCCCAACGUCGGAAAAUCCAGUCUUUUCAACCUCCUCACCUCGCAGGCCGCUGCCGCGGAAAACUACCCUUUCUGCACAAUUGAGCCGAAUGAGGCGCGGUGUCCCGUCCCCGACGCCCGGUACGACUACUUGACACAGAUCUGGAACCCUCCGUCCAAGUACCCCGCGUACCUCAGCAUCACCGACAUCGCCGGGCUGAUCAAGGGCGCGUCCGAGGGCGCCGGUCUCGGCAACGCUUUCCUCUCGCACAUCCAGGCCGUUGACGGAAUCUACCACGUAGUGCGCGCCUUCGAGAACGACGACGUAGUGCACGUCGACGAUUCCGUGGACCCCGUGCGCGACCUCAGCACCAUCAACAGCGAGCUGUGCAAGAAGGAUCUCGAGAUCGUGGGCAAGGGGAUUGAGACCGAGGCGAUUAAUGUCCGCAAGGCGCAGGGCAAGGCGAACCCCCUGUUCGCCGAGUGCGCGGCAAAGAUGCGCGAUCUCCUCGAGAAGUCCACCCCGAUCCGCGAUGGAAAGUGGAGCGCCGCUGAGGUCGAGAUGAUCAACGAGAAGUUCGCGCUGAUCACCACGAAACCGAUGAUCUACCUCGUCAACCUCUCGAAGACCGACUACAUCCGCAAGAAGAACAAGUGGCUGGCGAAGAUCUCGAAAUGGGUGCAGGAGAACGGCGGUGGCUCGCUUAUCCCCAUCUCCGUCGAGUUCGAGCAGGCGCUGUGGGAAAAGCGCGAGGACCCUGCGGCCGUCGAGGAGUUCCUGACUAGUGCGGGGGUGCAGAGUGUCCUGCCGAAGGUUAUCACCCAGGGUUUCACGCAGCUCGGCCUGAUCUACUACUUCACCGCCGGUGAUAAGGAGGUCCGCUGCUGGACUAUCCGUGACGGAACGCUCGCGCCGCAGGCGGCCGGCGUUAUCCACGGUGACUUCGAGCGCGGAUUUAUCAAGGCCGAGGUGGUGGCGUACGAAGACUUCAAGACCCUCAGCGCGGGAAAGAAGGGAAUGACCGAGGUCAAGGCGGCUGGAAAGUACAGACAGGAGGGAAGGACAUAUGUGGUCAAUGACGGAGAUAUCAUUCAUUUCCAGUUCAAUGUCACGGCGCAGAAGAAGAAGUAGAUUGUUUAUCAGUGCUUCGAAUGAUGGGUACGAGUAAAAAUGGGCGAUUGGAAUGUAUCUAGAUACCUCAAAAUAGACAUGAUACCAGUGGGAGUGGCGAAAUACUCACUACUUCCGUAACGAUCACAACG